AUGUUGGUCGACCAAUAUCGGGAAUCGCAGAAGGAGAGGCUAGUACCUUCAUCAAUUGGUGAACCGGGUGUAGAAUUCGAUUAUCGUAUUAAAGAAGAUCAUAAAUUGCAUAUAAGAAUUGGAAAUGCAGCGGACGCUAAGAUAUUUGCUCAUCGUCAAUGGAAAGGAGGACUUCACCUCGCUGAUAGACUUCUAAAUGGCGCCAUAAACGUCAAUGACAAGGUUGUAUUAGAAGUUGGCGCAGGGACAGGUCUAACAGGUCUGGUUGCUGGCUUAUCAGCUCGUCAGGUCCUCAUUACAGACUAUGAUGAUGAAGAGCUGAUAGGAAACAUACGGCGGAAUGUUAAACAAAACGCUAACGAAAAGGCGAAUGUCAAGGUAAUGGCACAUACAUGGGGAAAAGAAGUUGAUGAUUUACUUGUUGGUGUUUAUAAAGAAGGUUUCAAUGUUAUUUUAGCAGCCGAUGUGAUUUGGGAUACAUUUUCACACGAAAGUCUCAUUGAUACGUUUGUAGAGGUGCUCAAGAAAGAGGACGAUGCACGCGUAAUAUUAGUAGCGGGCUAUCACACAGGCAGACAUGUCGUGCAGGCUUUCUUACGUCGCGCGCAAGCAAGAGGUCUCAUACCAGACGACGACGCCAUCAUGGAAUUUGAAAGAGGUAAACACAAGAAGACGUACAGCGAAGUUGAAUUUGAUCUACUAGAUGGACUUAAUGAUAUCGACAAAUAUCGCGAAGAACGACAGAAAAUGACUAUUGAAGUAAAGUUAAAAUGUAUCAAAUAG
Wallemia mellicola CBS 633.66 is the source of this 783-nucleotide messenger RNA. RefSeq lists its product as hypothetical. Gene Ontology annotation, biological process: peptidyl-lysine dimethylation. The transcript is spliced from 2 exons. The record is from RefSeq and is a predicted model, not a curated record. Gene Ontology annotation, molecular function: protein-lysine N-methyltransferase activity. The coding region runs from base 1 to 783 and encodes 260 amino acids. Lineage: Eukaryota; Fungi; Basidiomycota; Wallemiomycetes; Wallemiales; Wallemiaceae.